Anopheles coustani is the source of this 1353-nucleotide messenger RNA. RefSeq names its product RNA-binding protein 42. Gene Ontology annotation, molecular function: mRNA binding. The transcript is spliced from 5 exons. Lineage: Eukaryota; Metazoa; Arthropoda; Insecta; Diptera; Culicidae. The coding region runs from base 119 to 1081 and encodes 320 amino acids. The record is from RefSeq and is a predicted model, not a curated record.
CUCAAGUUUAAGCGUGAUAAAAACGAUCCAACGUACCGUGUUGUGCAGCUUGGAAGAUCUUUCGGCCGGCUGGUUACCCUUUGGCUGAAGGCAGAACCGUUAGUUUCAAUAACUUAAAAUGGGCAGCAAAAGAAAAACCAUGGAAGACGAAAUGUCACGCUUUGAAGCGGAGAUUUCGAGUUCCUCCGUCACUUAUCCUGUACCGGCUGCCGCACCGAUGCCUGCUAGUAACCCGUUCAUACCAUCCCAGGUACGCACGGUGAUCGGUUCGCAAACAUACAACCAAGUGCAGCAAAAAUUGGCCCAAGUACCACCACGGAUGCCACCGCCGCCGAUGCCGCCGUAUAUGCCCUCGUACAGUGCGCCUCCACAACCAUUGAUACCACCAAAGUCGUAUUCCAGUGAGCCUACACCGGUCAUUGUCAGCAGCGCACCGAAGCUGUACACGGCUCGUCCAACUGUCGGCAUUGCUUCGAAACCGGAACCAUCCGCUGGACCCUCUACAAGUUCCGCUCCUACAGUACAAUCGUACGAUAUCGCCAACAUUCAGUAUGAAGUGUCUAACAAAAUGAAGAAGCCCAAGACCGAAAAGUCGGGCCCAAAUCCAAUUGCCGAGGAGGCUAUUAAAGCGGCCCGAGCAUCGUCAGCCCUGCAAUCUUUUGGAAAUAGCGAACGUCGAGGGAAAAAGGAUAAAAAGCAAACGGUACGCGUCGCUGGCGGUCAGACGUGGGAAGAUAUGUCACUAUCCGACUGGCCGGAGGACGACUUCCGCAUCUUCUGCGGCGAUCUCGGCAACGACGUCAACGAUGAGCUGCUGACGCGAACGUUCAACAAGUAUCCCUCCUUCCAGCGUGCCAAAGUGAUCCGGGACAAGCGGACGAGCAAGAGUAAAGGGUACGGUUUCGUGAGCUUCAAGGACCCGCAGGACUUUAUUCGCGCGAUGAAAGAAAUGGACGGACGGUACGUCGGCAGCCGACCAAUCAAGCUACGCAAAAGCACGUGGAAAAACCGCAGCAUCGAGGUUGUCCGCAAAAAGGACAAGGAAAAGCAGGCGCUUCUCAGUCUAUUCAAUCAGAGCUAGUAGUGCGACGAGUUGGCGUGGACGGAGAUUGUUUCGGUGGAAAAUCGCUUCUGAUGUCCUCGUGGCGAAUCGGUGGAAACCUGUCUGUCAUGCACCUUGUGGCGCGUGAUCGUUGAUGCUCCUGGAAUUGCGUCAUUUGGAACCGACUCCGACAAGCAUAGAGGCGGAAGUGGUUAGACAAUGAAUCGCGAAAAUGCUCUACUAUUUUCAAAGAAACCGACAAAGGUUAGCCGAAAAAUACCCGCCAAUUAAACGUUCAAUUCUUAUCGAAA